This is a messenger RNA of Porites evermanni, 1723 nucleotides long. The record is from the annotation of a GenBank genome assembly. Lineage: Eukaryota; Metazoa; Cnidaria; Anthozoa; Scleractinia; Poritidae.
AUGUCUAACGAAACUGCCACAAAAGUUUCCAAUUUUUUCUCGGCGGCUUAUUCCCCUACACGUGAAUAUUCAACAGCUAAGAUAAAAAGAAAAGCUUCGUUUCCAACGCAACCAAGAACUUCCCAAUUGCCGACGAAGGCCAGCGAAAUGAAGUAUUCGAUGGUUACUGCUAUUUCAAGUGGUUAUAUUGGCGUUUUACUGCCAAUUUGCCUUCUUGCAAUUUUUUUGUCGUGUGUUGUGUGCGUGUAUCAUUGGCAGGGAAUAAGGGAAAGGAGAUUGGACUUGGAGGAGGAUCGGAAAAGAUGUCAAAGAAAGAGAACUAUGUCAGAGUUCGACAGUGGUUGCACUCUGAGGACCAUUAAGCCAGUCAACAAGGUGAGACAAUCAGUUUUCUUCAGUGCUGAUUGAUCCAUCCAUUUUCGCACAGUAAAUCUUCUUGCUAUAUCAUGACAGAACAUUUUAAAUAAUGACUUAAUACCAGUAAGAACCUUUCUGGCCUGCAUCGCAGACAGUCCAAAUCUCGAAUGGCUCGUAGCAAGGAGUUGUUUAGGGAAGCUUUGGGACGGAAAUAAAUAGCUCUACUUUUCUUUGCUCCGGCUCCAUCGAUGUGACGCUACCCGCCCAUAUGCAACCUGUACGUCUUCAUGAUCAUAAUUAUGAUCUUGACAAAAUUGACAGUAACUCCAUUCGUUAUGAGUCAACAUCAUCAUCAUCAUUAUCAUCAUCACCAUCAUUAUGGUCAUCAUUAUCAGCAUCAUAGUCAUCAGCAUUGUCACGUCCUGGUCAUCUCAAUCAUCAUCAAAUUGUUUGUUUAAAUCAAGAGCGGUGACUUCGACCAAAGUGCAGGACAAAAGACCUCUCUCUCUUUCUUCAACUAUAAUUGUUUCCUUUCAGAAACUAGGCAAAGCACGAUCGUACCCAUGGAAGACAACUAAGACUCAGGAUCUUCAUGACAUCAACAACAAUGAGGGUUUUAUCAUUCCAAUAAGCCCUGGAAUGAAACAGGGGACAAGCCAUUACGCUCGUAGAAGUUACCAGUCCUCCGCAGCGAUGGCUCAAGCUACGGGGUGCUACGAGAGGCCCGUCCUGAAAAGGACCCCUAUUCAUGAUAGAGCUGGUCCCACCACUAAAGGGGACCUUUCAAGCGAAGGUAAUGAAAUUUAUAAUAGGGGUACAUGUGGUGAAAGACAAUCAUUUGUUUGCCGAUACAUCUGAGUUUCGGGGCAAUUUGCUAUCGGUGAAAAAAAGAAAGAAAAAAGAAAAUGACGUCGCAGCCAAGGAAAGAUACAUACACUGGCUCAAAUCCUAAAAGCACAGCGAUAUUUUAAACCUGAAGAAAAGCCCAGUUAUAAUCGAAUCGCUUAUUCCUUUUAUUUUAUUCUAUCCUCUGCACAUGCUAAACAGUGACGCUAUUCCGAAAAGAGGAGUUAAUGUUUUCGAUUUGGUUUCAUUGCUUUGUCAAAAUUGAUCAAUCUUUUAAAUUUUAGAGCCGUCUAUCCCUUCUGUCCCGGAUGUAAGCUUAAACCUGUCAGCAGCAGAUACGACAAUCGAGAGCUGCUUGGUGAUUUCCUCUCCAAUCCUGAAAGAAUACCCUGCUUUGAAGAAUGACGUUGUUGAUGACGUCAAACAGAAAAAUUCGGUCCAUGUGACACGUCAAGGUGACGACGGACAAGUUGUUACCGUGGAGACGAUACACGGUCAAUUGCUGGAGUAUUGGGUGUAG